GGCGCGCGGGGGUGACGAAGGCGGAAGCGGGGAGCAGGAUGCAGCGGCGCUGAAACCCCCCCGACCGCUGCGCCGGGAGCGGCCCCGCCAUGGAGGUACAAGAUGCUGGACAAGAUAUGGUGGCUUCCUAUGCCACACCAGGAAGCGGUAAAUCGAAGCUGGAUACACUGUCCAAAGAAGAUCUCAUCAAAUUUGCGAAGAAGCAAAUGAUGCUUAUGCAGAAAGUGAAGUCAAGAUGCACAGAAUUGGAAAAAGAGAUGGAACUCAAAUCAAAACCACCUGCUGGAGGAGCUGAUGAUAUUAUUCAGGCGCUCUCAGAAAGGCUGGAUGCUGUUCUUCUGGAAAAAGCAGAGAUCCAGCAGCAGUGCAUAGCCCUCAAAAAAGAAAAUGCUAAAAGGAAACAAGAAGCAGAGGUUGCUGUAACUAAGACAGAAGAACUGCAGAAGCAGUUGGGACAAUCAAGCAUUGACCACUUGAAAGAUACUGAAGGCCUUAAGAAUGAAGUAGUAAGAGCACAGUCCAAAUACAAUGAAGACUUAGCCAAACUGCAGAAAGAACUGCAGGAAGAAGUGAAGAAACAAAUGGGGCUUGCAGAACAGCUUGAACUUCAUAGUAAUCAACAAGAGGAAACUAAAAGACUACAAGAAGAGGUCCAGCAAAUUAAGCAUGCAUAUGAGGAACAGAUUUUAUGUCUGAAUAAACAGUUGGAAGCUAUCAGUGAGGAUAAAAACAAAGACAUUGAAAAUCUGCAAGAAGUUAUCAAAAAUAAUUCUCAACAUUACUGUAGUGAAAUCAAUAAUCUGCAUGAAGAGCUUAUACAACUAAAGGGUGCACACCAACAAGAGGUUUCAGAAUUGAUGUGUCAGCUUGAAGCCACUUCUAAAGAAUAUGAAGAGGAGAGAAACCAGAUAAAUCAGCAAAAGCUGGACUUAACAGAGCAGCACUUGGUAAAAGAAGAAAGCAUGAAGGGUGAAUUAUAUGCUAGUAAUGAGAAAUAUGAACAUGAAUUGGAACAACUAAGAGAAGCUGUAAAUAAAAAUAAAGAAAAUGAGACAGAUGUUGCAGAUGUACAAAGAGACACUUAUGUGGACACAAAAAUGGAAGAAAAGGUCAAACACUUAGAACAUAUUUUAAAAGAACUGGAAUCUCAACACAGUAUAUUAAAAGAUGAACUAACCUAUAUGAAUAAUGUUAAGUUAAAACUGGAGGAGGAAAUCCAGCACACAAAGGAUGAGUAUUUUCAUGAGCGGGAAGACUUGGAGUUUAAAAUUAAUGAACUGCAACUUGCUAAAGAAGAUCAUUGUUGUGUAAUUGAAAAACUAAAAUCAGAGCUCCAAGCAACAAGACACCAAUAUGAAAUCACUGAAAAAGAGCGUAACCUAGAAGUUCAAAGUCUGAGAGAACAACAAGAGAGAGAGAUUUCGGAACUACAUCAGACUUUAUUGUCAAAUUCAGAAAAAGAAAAUAUGGUAUUGGUUUUUGAAAUACAGGAUCUUAAGGAACAGUAUCAAAGGCUCAUACAGGAGAAGGAAGAAGCAGUGUUCAAUUAUGAGAGUUUGAGGGAAACCCUGGAAACUCUACAAACUGAAUUGGGGGAAUCAGCUGGAAAGAUCAGUCAGGAGUUUGAAUCAAUGAAGCAGCAGCAAGCUUCUGAUGUCAGUGAGCUACAGCAGAAACUCAGAGCUGCUUUCAAUGAAAAGGAUGUUCUUCUUGAAACAGUGGGUCGUCUUCAGGAAGAAGCAGAAAAAUUAUCAUCUAAACAAGCUGAGGCGGAAGAACUUAAGCAUAAAAUAGUCAGCUUUCAGGAGGCGAAUGAGGCAAUGGUGAUCUCUCUUGAUCAAAAAGAGAUCACAAUAAAAGAACUGGAGGAAAAGGUGACCAGUCUUGCCUCUCAAAAAGAUGGUAUUUUAAGUGAACUGAAAUGUUCAGGUGAAAAAGUAGAAAAUCUCCAAGAAAUGUGUAAAAAAGAACAAGAAAAGGUCCUGGAACUUCAGCAACAAGCAGAAUGUGUUAACCAGUGCAACAGUGAACUGAAAAAAAAUGUAGAGGAUUUAACAGAGACACUAAAAGAAGCUUUAAAAGAGAAGGAUGAGAAUAACCAAAAGUUAGUGCAAUUAGAGGAACAAAUGGAAGCUCUCUCGCUUGAUAGAAAGAGUCUGUUAUCUCAAGCAUAUACUCUUCAUAAGGAAAAUGAGAAAAUCAAUAAGGAAAAAGACAAAAUAAGUAGUAAUCUGGAAAAGGUUGCCUCUGAAAAGGAGGAUUGGCUAGUGUUUAAAGAACAAGCUGAAAGUUUAGAAAAGAAAUUACAAAUUGCUGUUGAAGAAAAAGACCAUUUAACUAUGCUGCUUGAAAACAAACAAGCACGUGCAUUACUUGUCAAAACUCAGCUGUACAGUUUGCUUGAGCAAAUAGGGUCCAGACUUUCAGAUGAUGAUGAGGAACAUGAUGCUAUUUAUUUACUGCAGAUUGCAAAUGAAUCCUUGGCAAAAAUGAAAGAAGAAAAACAGAGCCUUACUUUGCAGAAUGAUGAAAAAGUUCUUAAUUUACAGCAGAAGGUUGAGAGACUUCAGGAAGAAAAUGUAGUUCAGUGUGCAGAGCUCAGAUCUUUGCUGGAAAACUUUGAAAAAGAAAAGUGUCUCUUAGCAGAAAAAUUAGAAGGAGCUUUGUCAGAAAAAGCAGCCUUGCAGCUAGACAUCCAAGAGAUGAAGAGUGCCAAUGAGAAAGCAAGGAAUGAAAAACAAGAUCUUCUAGCUUGUAUUGAAGAGAUCUCUCAAAAACUUGCAUGUUAUGAAAGCCAAAUACAAGAGCAACAGAAGGAAUCUUCUACAGAAGAGCAAGAAAACCUAAAACUCAGUCUAGAGCAAAGAGAGGCUGAACUUAGAAAUGUGAAAGCCGAACUGACCUCUCUAAAGGAUUUCAUGGAGAAGUCGUCUGUAAAAAAUGACCAACAAUCUUCAAUAGCAGAACUACAAGAAAAAAUUGUAUGUCUGGAAAAGCAAUCUGCAGAGAGAGAAGAGAAGUUAAAUAAAGUUAAAGUCAUUGCUGUGAAAGCAAGGAAAGAACUAGAUUCCAGUAGAAAAGAGGUGCAGUCUUUGAGAGAAGAAUUAGAGUUGGUACGAUCAGAGAAAGAUCAGUUGUCUACUUCUAUGAGGGACAUCAUCCAAGGAGCAGAAAGCUAUAAGAAUCUUUUGCUGGAAUAUGACAAGCAAGCAGAACAGCUGGAUUUGGAAAAGGACCGAGCAACUAAUCUUGAACAUCAGAUGGAUGGCCUUACAAGACAGCUACAGACUUCAACUCAGCAGCAAGAGCUACUAAACUCUGCCAAUGAAGACCUUAUGGCUCGUCUUGAAACUCUACAGUCUAAUGUUAAACUGCUAGAAGCCCAGAUAUUAGAAACGCAAAGAGCCAAAGCAAAAGUCGACAAAGAACUGGAAGCUGAAAAAUUUCUAAAAGAGCAAAAGAUAAAGGACCACAGCAGUGCUGUAAGAGAACUUGAAGACCUUCAGUUUCAGCUUCAGAAGGAAAAGAAACAUCUUCAGAAAACUAUGCAGGAACUAGAGCUGGCCCGGCGGGAUGCCCAGAAGAGCACACUAAUGGAUAUGGAAAUGGCUGAUUAUGAGCGUUUAGUGAAAGAACUUAAUCAGAAGAUUACAGAUAAAAACUGCAAAAUUGAAGAUCUUGAGCAAGAGAUCAGAAUUCAAAAACAAAAACAAGAAACACUACAAGAAGAAAUAAAAUCCCUUCAAUCUUCUGUGCUACAGUAUGAGGAAAGGAACUCCCAAAUAAAACAACUGCUAGUGAAAACCAAAAAAGAACUGGCAGAUUCAAGGCAAGCUGAAAAUGACCAUCUAAUACUUCAAGCAUCAUUAAAAGGAGAGCUAGAGGCAAGCCAGCAGCAAGUGGAAGUCUAUAAGAUUCAGCUGGCUGAACUAACAUCAGAAAAACACAAGAUUCAAGAACAUCUGCGGACCUCUUUGGAGCAACACCAGCGCACUCUGAAUGCUUACCAGCAGAAAAUUGCAACCCUACAAGAAGAAUGCAACACAGCAAAGGCAGAACAAGUUGCUGUUACCUCUGAAUUUGAAAGCUACAAAGUCCGUGUUCAUAAUGUUUUAAAACAACAAAAGAAUAAAUCAUCUUCUCAGACUGAAACUGAGGGAGCCAAGCAAGAAAGAGAACACAUGGAAAUGGUGAUAGACCAACUAAAAGUAAAGUUACAAGAUGCCCAGCAUAAUUUACAAAUCAAUGUAACUGAACUUCAAGCAUUGCAGUCUGAACAUGACACCCUGCUGGAACGGCACAAUAAAAUGCUGCAGGAGACAGUGACGAAAGAGGCAGAACUCCGAGAAAAAGUCUGUACUAUACAGUCUGAGAACAUGGUGUUGAAGUCAGAGCAUGCUCAGACUGUGAGUCAGCUGACGACCCAGAACGAAGCUCUUCGGAACAGUCUUAGAGAUCAAGUGAGGCAUUUGCAAGAAGAGCAUAGGAAGACUGUAGAGACCUUGCAACAGCAGCUAUCCAAGGUAGAAGCCCAAUUCUUCCAACUUAAGAGUGAACCUAGCACAAGAGGUCCAGCUGUUUCAAACCUGCCAGUGAAGAAUUUGCGAGAACGGAGAAACACUGACCUUCCUCUUCUUGAUGUGCACACUGUAGCUAGGGAAGAGGGAGAAGGAAUGGAAACAACUGACACAGAGUCUGUGUCUUCUGCCAGUACCUAUAUGCCAUCAUUGGAACAACUUCUUAAUUCUCCUGAAGCAAAAUUUGAGCCACCUCAAUGGCGAACAGAACUCACCAAAGAAGAGCUGGUCCAGAAGCUAAACACAACAACAAAAAGUGCUGAUCAUUUGAAUGGAUUGCUUCAUGAAUCGGAAGCAACCAAUGCAAUAUUAAUGGAACAAAUUAAGCUUCUUAAGAGUGAAGUAAGACGACUGGAAAGGAACCAAGAGCGAGAGAAGUCUGUUGCUAAUCUGGAAUACUUGAAAAAUGUUCUGCUGCAAUUUAUAUUUCUGAAGUCAGGCAGUGAAAGAGAGAGGCUUCUUCCAGUAAUGGAUACCAUGUUGCAGCUCAGCCCUGAAGAGAAGGGAAAACUUGUUGCAAUUGCCCACGGUGAGGAAGAAAGUGCAUCACGGCCCUCUGGUUGGGCUUCGUACCUUCACAGUUGGUCAGGACUUCGAUGA
Molecule: messenger RNA, 5177 nt
Organism: Emys orbicularis (European pond turtle)
Lineage: Eukaryota; Metazoa; Chordata; Testudines; Emydidae
Gene: GCC2
Product: GRIP and coiled-coil domain containing 2
Exons: 23
Coding region: 90-5177 (1695 amino acids)
Biological process (GO): late endosome to Golgi transport
Cellular component (GO): Golgi apparatus
Source: RefSeq, a predicted model, not a curated record